This is a messenger RNA of Plutella xylostella (diamondback moth), 852 nucleotides long. RefSeq lists its product as uncharacterized. The record is from RefSeq and is a predicted model, not a curated record. NCBI's taxonomy places the organism in Eukaryota, Metazoa, Arthropoda, Insecta, Lepidoptera, Plutellidae.
AUGCUUCGAACUCCUGAGAAAUGUAACUCGGAAUCGAAUUUAUCACAAAUUGCGAUUGAAACUACUCCAGUCAGAUUUAAUGCACGAAACAUAAAGCGAAAACGCUCCGAAGAUAUUACCACUGAGCUAUCGGACUUCAAGACUGAAAUCAAGGAUAUGCUGUCAACAUUCAUGCUCAAACAGUCUACCGAAGGAGCGCAAAUAACAUCGUCUUUGAAAACUAUAGAAAGCUCACUCUCCUUCCUGGCUGAGCAAUACGAAGAUAUGAAGAAGAAAAUGGAGGAUAUGGAACGAGAAAAUAAAAAGGACAAAGAAUACAUUUGCAUCCUUGAAAACAAAGUAGAGGAACUUCAAAAAUCACAACGUAAAUGCUCUUUAGAACUAAAAAACGUUCCGAAAUUGUCCACUGAAACUAAAUCUGCACUUAUUGAUAUGGCAACCAACCUCUCAAAGUCGCUGAAGAUCGAAUUAAGUUCGAAUGACAUAAAAGAUAUCUACAGGACAUCCGCUAAAGGAGAUAAAGCCCCUAUCAUAAUGGAACUAUCCUCGUACAUACUAAAAACUAACUUGAUUAAAGGUGCAAAGAGCUACAACUCGCAGAAUAAAAAUAACAGACUAAGUACACUUAAUUUGGGGAUGAAGUGUGACUCUACGCCCGUCUUCCUCUCAGAUCAUUUAACACAAAAAGGAAAUAGACUUUUCUAUUUAGCGAGAGAAUUAUCCAAAGCUCAAAACCUGAAGUUCUGCUGGACUAACCUUGGCAACGUCUUUAUAAGAAAAGACGAGAACUCCCCGAUUGUCAAGAUUAUCAAUGAGUCGCAGAUACAACGCAUGUACGAAAGCGAUAAAUGA